This is a messenger RNA of Phytophthora sojae, 303 nucleotides long. RefSeq lists its product as hypothetical. The record is from RefSeq and is a predicted model, not a curated record. The transcript has a single exon. Lineage: Eukaryota; Oomycota; Peronosporomycetes; Peronosporales; Peronosporaceae. The coding region runs from base 1 to 303 and encodes 100 amino acids.
AUGCUGCGCAAGUGGUGGGUGGCCGCCUACGCCACGUUCUACGCCUACCUACCGGAGCUGAGCGUGAACACGGCACACUCCGUGGCGAAGUACGCCUCCGUGUCCAAGGACGCCGCCAUGCCGAGUCGACGACGCGCAGGCGAAGUGCUUCACGUGGCUUUCCUGAUCUGCAAAGUGCUGCUCGCGCUGGCGUUCUUCGUGCCCAUGUGCACCUACGAUCUACUGGAGUACGUGUCGUUGGGAGUGCCAGGCGAGGCCUUCGUCCUCAUCACAGCUAACCUGCUGAACUCCUACUUCGCGUAG